Molecule: messenger RNA, 1185 nt
Organism: Trachymyrmex cornetzi
Lineage: Eukaryota; Metazoa; Arthropoda; Insecta; Hymenoptera; Formicidae
Exons: 2
Coding region: 1-1185 (394 amino acids)
Source: RefSeq, a predicted model, not a curated record
AUGGCAAAUUCUUCGAAGAUAAGAGCGGAAGCGCAACCGUUCACUCCGACGGCGUCCAACGCGCCAGUCGCUGCGAGCAACAAUCAUGUCGCGAACAAACGGACCGAUCCCCCCGCGGACACAGUUCCUUCGAAUGUCCUCUUGGCAACAGCAUGGGUUGACAUUCAUACGACCGAAGGCCGAAGCUUUAAAACGUUGCGUACAAAGCGACAACGCUCAAAUUUGCAAGUUACGUGUUUCGGCGAGAAAUUUACAGGCGUCGCGAGAUCUCGCGUCGUGCUGACAUUAAAGCCGUGUUCCAGUGCGGAACCGGCCUUUCCGCUGCACGCCUACGUGUUUCAAAAUAUCACUUCGUACGCCGCGUCACGGACUCAGCCCGUCGAGUCGUGGCCUCACUUGCAAGGCAUCUCAUUUGCCGAUCCCGAUUCUUCAAGUCGACAUCGGAUUCACUUACUAAUCGGUGCCGACUUGUACGGUUCCUUGUUGAAAAAUGGCCUCCGGCAAGGCCCUAUUGGAAUGCCUACCGCUCAAUUGACAGCGUUAAGCUGGAUUCUCUCCGGCCCCACGGGUCGCGGCCGGAUUGAAUCCGAGAAUAUUUGCGUCUGUCAUAACGUGUCUACGCACGACACGAAUUCGCUUCUCAGGCAAUUUUGGGAGGACGAGGAGGUCUCGCGCCCCCCUCCACUUACCGACGAGGAGGAGCGUUGCGAACAACACUUCCUCGCCACUCAUAGCCGUUCUCCGGAAGGACGGUACAUUGUUCGAUUGCCCUUCCGGCACGAACUACCAAUCGACAUAGGCGACUCACUGCCUAUCGCCACGGUAUUCUACGAGAAAAUGGAAAGGAAGCUGCGUCGGCACGCCGAACUCUCCGCGCAGUAUAAUGACUUUUUGGCGGAAUAUCUCGCCUUGGGACAUAUGAGCGCAAUCGAAAGUCCCAGCGACACCGCUCUUACGCCCGUGUACAUUCCGCAUCAUUCGGUUUUACGCGAAACGAGUAGUACCACGAAGUUACGCGUCGUUUUUAACGCCUCGUGCAAAACGACGAACGGCACGUCGCUUAACGACCAUCUGCUGGUCGGACCGAAGUUACAGCAAGAUCUCCCCGCUAUUCUGCUGCGCUGGCUGCAAUGGCGUUUUGUUAUGAGGCAGAUAUCGCCAAGAUGUUCCGGCAAAUCCUCGUGA